Messenger RNA from Gongylonema pulchrum, 516 nucleotides. The record is from the annotation of a GenBank genome assembly. Lineage: Eukaryota; Metazoa; Nematoda; Chromadorea; Rhabditida; Gongylonematidae.
GUAACUGGCGAUCGAAAACAGUCACCAAUUGACAUACUUUCAACAAUAACAGCCUUUGAUAGCUCGCUUGAAAAUUCUGACAUCCGAAUCAGUUAUCCUGUGAACGCCGAAGUACGACUUAAAAAUGCUGGAGACAGUUUGCAACUGCAACUUAAUCCAUCAAAUAUAGCCGAAUUGUCAGCCAGUCAUCUAGGCGAAGAAAGAUACAUCCUUGAGACAGUAUACUUUCACUGGGGCACCGAGCCGAUGAAUGGAAGUGAGCAUACGAUUGGUGGCGUGGGAUAUGCCGGAGAAAUACAGUUCAUCCAUAGAAACGCUCGGUACCAGAAUCUGGAGGGAGCGCUGAAAGAACCGAAUGGUGUACUGGGAGUCGCCGUUUUGCUUAAUGAGUCACACGAUGAUAAUCGAACAUUUUCGACAAUAAUUGAUGGCAUAGCACAAGUGGUUUACAAAGGAAGUGAGUGCGCUAUUCAUGGCGUCGAUUUACUACACAUGCUUCCUUCUUCCGGUAUGUAG